Messenger RNA from Homo sapiens (human), 3787 nucleotides. RefSeq names its product MX dynamin like GTPase 1 (gene MX1). The transcript has 14 exons. The record is from RefSeq and is a predicted model, not a curated record. Bases 468 to 1919 code for a protein of 483 amino acids. Gene Ontology annotation, molecular function: GTPase activity; GTP binding. NCBI's taxonomy places the organism in Eukaryota, Metazoa, Chordata, Mammalia, Primates, Hominidae. Gene Ontology annotation, biological process: defense response to virus. Gene Ontology annotation, cellular component: endoplasmic reticulum membrane; perinuclear region of cytoplasm; nucleus.
GCACUCCAGCACUGCGCAGGGACCGGUGAGUGUCGCUUCUGGGGGCAGCGCCCAGUAACCGCGCUAGGAGCGCGGAGAAGGGCAUUGGGAGAGCGGCGUUCGUGGCGGAGACUAGCGCUCCGGAGCACGGGCACGACGGGGGCACCUUCUCGGCUGCUACCUUGGACCGCAGUUGCCGGCCAGGAAUCCCAGUGUCACGGUGGACACGCCUCCCUCGCGCCCUUGCCGCCCACCUGCUCACCCAGCUCAGGGGCUUUGGAAUUCUGUGGCCACACUGCGAGGAGAUCGGUUCUGGGUCGGAGGCUACAGGAAGACUCCCACUCCCUGAAAUCUGGAGUGAAGAACGCCGCCAUCCAGCCACCAUUCCAAGGAGGUGCAGGAGAACAGCUCUGUGAUACCAUUUAACUUGUUGACAUUACUUUUAUUUGAAGGAACGUAUAUUAGAGCUUACUUUGCAAAGAAGGAAGAUGGUUGUUUCCGAAGUGGACAUCGCAAAAGCUGAUCCAGCUGCUGCAUCCCACCCUCUAUUACUGAAUGGAGAUGCUACUGUGGCCCAGAAAAAUCCAGGCUCGGUGGCUGAGAACAACCUGUGCAGCCAGUAUGAGGAGAAGGUGCGCCCCUGCAUCGACCUCAUUGACUCCCUGCGGGCUCUAGGUGUGGAGCAGGACCUGGCCCUGCCAGCCAUCGCCGUCAUCGGGGACCAGAGCUCGGGCAAGAGCUCCGUGUUGGAGGCACUGUCAGGAGUUGCCCUUCCCAGAGGCAGCGGGAUCGUGACCAGAUGCCCGCUGGUGCUGAAACUGAAGAAACUUGUGAACGAAGAUAAGUGGAGAGGCAAGGUCAGUUACCAGGACUACGAGAUUGAGAUUUCGGAUGCUUCAGAGGUAGAAAAGGAAAUUAAUAAAGCCCAGAAUGCCAUCGCCGGGGAAGGAAUGGGAAUCAGUCAUGAGCUAAUCACCCUGGAGAUCAGCUCCCGAGAUGUCCCGGAUCUGACUCUAAUAGACCUUCCUGGCAUAACCAGAGUGGCUGUGGGCAAUCAGCCUGCUGACAUUGGGUAUAAGAUCAAGACACUCAUCAAGAAGUACAUCCAGAGGCAGGAGACAAUCAGCCUGGUGGUGGUCCCCAGUAAUGUGGACAUCGCCACCACAGAGGCUCUCAGCAUGGCCCAGGAGGUGGACCCCGAGGGAGACAGGACCAUCGGAAUCUUGACGAAGCCUGAUCUGGUGGACAAAGGAACUGAAGACAAGGUUGUGGACGUGGUGCGGAACCUCGUGUUCCACCUGAAGAAGGGUUACAUGAUUGUCAAGUGCCGGGGCCAGCAGGAGAUCCAGGACCAGCUGAGCCUGUCCGAAGCCCUGCAGAGAGAGAAGAUCUUCUUUGAGAACCACCCAUAUUUCAGGGAUCUGCUGGAGGAAGGAAAGGCCACGGUUCCCUGCCUGGCAGAAAAACUUACCAGCGAGCUCAUCACACAUAUCUGUAAAUCUCUGCCCCUGUUAGAAAAUCAAAUCAAGGAGACUCACCAGAGAAUAACAGAGGAGCUACAAAAGUAUGGUGUCGACAUACCGGAAGACGAAAAUGAAAAAAUGUUCUUCCUGAUAGAUAAAGUUAAUGCCUUUAAUCAGGACAUCACUGCUCUCAUGCAAGGAGAGGAAACUGUAGGGGAGGAAGACAUUCGGCUGUUUACCAGACUCCGACACGAGUUCCACAAAUGGAGUACAAUAAUUGAAAACAAUUUUCAAGAAGUUCUGGAGGCUGGAAGUCCAAGAUCAAGAUGUUGGUGGAGCUGGUUCCUUCUAAGGCCUCUCUCCUUGCCUUGCAGAUGGCCUCUUCUCAUUGGGUCCUCAUGUGGUUGUCCCUCAGUGUGUGUGUCCUCAUCUCCUCCCACAAGGACACUAGGCAGAUGGGAUGAGGGCCCACCCUAGUGACCUGAUUUCAAUUUAAUUACCUCUUUGCCUGUCUCCAAACACAGUCAGAUUCUGAGUUUCUGAGGGUUAGGACUUCAACAUUGGAGUUUGAAGAGGUCACAACUCAAGCUCAGCCCGUAACACCAAGUCCUGGAAUAUUUCCAGCCACAGACAGGCACAGAGUGCUGGUCCACAGCACCCCAUGGAUGAACCUUGAAAAUGUCAUGCUGAGUGAAAGAAGCCAGCCACAAAGGCCACACGGUCUAUGAUUCCAUUGAUAGAAAAUGGCUAGAACAGGCAAACCCAGGCAGGCAGAAAGCAGAAUAGUGGCUGCCAGGGGCUGGGGAGGGAAAAGUGGGAAGUUAUCACUGAUGGGUGAUGGAUGUGGGGUUUGGGAGUUAUGUCUGGGGAUGGUCGCACAACUUUGUGAAUAUACUAAAAUUCACUCACCCAUACACUUUUUUUUUUCUUUUUCUUUGGAGACAGGGUCUCACUCUGUUGCCCAGGCUGGGGUGCAGUGGCUCAGUCUCGGCUCACUGCACCCUCUGCCUCCCAGAUUCAAGCGAUUCUCCUGCUUCAGCCUCCACCUCCCUAGUAGCUGGGAUUAUAGGCACCUGUCUAAUUUUUGUAUUUUUAGUAGAGAUGGGGUUUCACCAUGUUGGCCAGGCUGGUCUCGACCUCCUGACCUCAGGUGAUCACUGGCCUCAGCCUCCCAGAGUGUUGGGAUUACGGGCGUGAGCCACUGUGCCUGGCCUGAACCAUAUAUUUUUAACAGAGUGAAUGUUAUACUAUGUAAAUGACAUCUCAAUUAGAAAAAUCCUUAUGGGAAAAUAUUUCCUGACUAAAAAAAGUGUUCUAGAUUACCACUCAAAAAGGAACUCAAACCCUCUGAACUUCUGAUGGGGCUAACUCUCUCUAGUGUGGAUUGUUGGGAGUACAAAUCAUUCCAAAAGUUUAAAGAAAAAUGCAGCAUCUUACACAGUGAACAGUGCUACUGUAUCACAUUCAUACAAGUUGAUGUGCCUGGUUUACUCUGUUAUCCCAUUUGACUUGUAAACACUUUCUACACAUGGCAAUACUUUCGACACAUGAAUAUGUGAUGUAUUGUUAAUUCCAGAAAGUGUUCAUGCUCAUUUCUAAUGGGCAUGCAGUUGAGGGCAAGGAGUGUAUUAUGGUACAAUUUCUUUGGUAAAACUAAAAUUGGAUUCACAAAACUUCAUACUCGAGUACGUUUUUAAGAAGGGGUCUUGGCCGGGCACGGUGGCUCACGCCUGUAAUCCCAGCACUUUGGGAGGCCGAGGCAGGUGGAUCAUGAGGUCAGGAAAUUGAGACCAUCCUGGCUAACACGGUGAAACCCCGUCUCUACUAAAAAUACAAAAAAAUUAGCCGGGCGUGGUGGCGGGUACCUGUAGUCCCAGCUACUUGGGAGGCUGAGGCAGAAGAAUGGCGUGAACCCGGGAGGCAGAGCUUGCAGUGAGCUGAGAUCACGCCACUGCACUCCAGCCUGGGUGACAGAGCGAGACUCUGUCACAAACAAACAAAUGAAAAAAAAGGGUCUUACUCGAAGUUUCUGCGUAUGUGGGUUCCUGGCAUCGUACCUGGCUCUGCACUCCCCUUCCUGAGAUGACUAAGGAAAAUUAUCUUCAGAUCUGGUUUUGUGUGUGUGUGUGUGUGUGUGUGUGUGUGUGUGUGUGUGUGUGUGUGUAAUCCCUGGAUAUUUUUAGUUUACCAGUUAGAUUUGAUUUGAUACCACUUUUUCUUGCCAUUUAUAUUUUCAGAAAAUUUAGAAUGGUAUUGUGUUUAGAAAAAUGUGCAAGAUUAUUUUUGUAAAAUAAUUUAGAGGGUUUUUUUUCCUGCUAUAGGCCAUAAAAUUUUGAGUAGAAAAA